Ahaetulla prasina is the source of this 3338-nucleotide messenger RNA. It is a transcript of the gene CSF1, whose product is annotated as colony stimulating factor 1. The coding region runs from base 760 to 2397 and encodes 545 amino acids. The transcript has 9 exons. Gene Ontology annotation, molecular function: growth factor activity; cytokine activity. Gene Ontology annotation, cellular component: membrane. The record is from RefSeq and is a predicted model, not a curated record. NCBI's taxonomy places the organism in Eukaryota, Metazoa, Chordata, Lepidosauria, Squamata, Colubridae. Gene Ontology annotation, biological process: positive regulation of macrophage differentiation; osteoclast differentiation.
UACAUUACUGUAGCUCGUUAUGUUGUAUGAAUCCAGCUAUUGUGGUUUAUGGCCAUUGCUAUGAUGGCCAUAUGAUGGUUAGCAUAUCUUGUGAAAGCAGCCACCCGUGGCUUAAUCAAACUAGGAUGGCUUAUAUUAAGGUUUUCUGAACUCUGCCAUUGGAUCGCGCUGAUAGACCCAGAGUCCAACGAGGAAUUGGAGGGAUUUUUCUCAAUGACUGCGCAGAUAUUUGACACCUGUCCCCCGAGGCCUCUACGAAUCGGGCUGUCAGGGGGACAGGAGCAAAGGCGUUGUCAGGUGUACCGCUGCGCAAGAUCGAGAGGUGAGUGGCGCAAGGCUCGGCGGCAAGGAUCGACCACAGCUGUCCCCGAGAGUUACCCGCUUUUGACAGCACAGUCUCGGGAAAGCAGAGCAGCCAGCAGUCCACGGAGGAGAAAAGUGGGGCGAGAAGGGAACGAACGCUAAAAAAACUGGCGCCGAUCCAAGGUGCUUUCCCGUAAACCACAUGCUUCGGCGCAGCUCUUUAUAAGCGCGACCUCCAGGCAGCCAACAGUCGACAGGCAGUCUUUCCUGGGGAUUGUUGUGUCGAAGUGGAAGUACCAGCCCGCUCUUGCCGGCCGCCUACCAACGGGAGCGGGACUAAUUGCAAGAAAAAGGCGCGCCCUCUGGCCCUCGCGAAGCAGGACUUGAAGCCCCACGGAGCCUUUGCAGUGCAGUCCCCGGAAUAGCAAGCGCGCACGCGGCAAAGCCCAGGAAAACAUGGUUGCCUAUAUGCAAUUAGCCUUGUUCCUUCUCACAACCUGCGGUAUCCAUGAAACUGAACAGAAUCGUUUGGGUUGCCACCGGCUCAUCAUGGCAUCCCACCUUAAGAACCUGACUGAUCUGAUUGAUAGCCAGAUGGAAACUUCCUGCCUGCGAUCUUUUGAAUAUGUGGAUGAAAGGGAACUAGAUAAUACUGAAUGCUUUCUCAAAGCAGCCUAUAAUCCCCUGAAAGGUAUCAUUGAUAAUAUUACAUUCAAGAGUAAUACUGCAAACUAUGAGAAACUCCAUCUGAUAAAGGGCUUAUAUGUGAACCUUGCAAGAUGCAUUAAGCCUCACGAUGAUAAGAAUAAGAAGUGCAUCAAGACCUUCUCCCAUACUGCAGAGGAGACUUUGCAACUGGUGCACAAAUACUUUAGCUUAACCAAGCAGUUUCUGAGCAAGGAAACAUUCACAGAUGAUUGCAGCGGAGUCUUCCAGAAGUGUUCAGAAUCCCAGGAAAAGGAGACUGUUUCUCCAGGUGUUGUUACUGCCCUGGAUUGCAACUGUUCAUCUGCAGGCCCGAUCAAUUUAGAAGGCUCGACAUAUCUCGUUCCAACUUCUGAGUCUUUCUCUUCCAUUGCAGAGCAGCUGGACAGCAGGAAGACAGCUGCCAGCAUUCUCCAUCUACUAAGGCUUCCAGAUACUACUCAAAUUCAUAGUGGGUUAGAGAGCAAUAUCAGGUCUAGGGUGACUAGAAGCACUGACGAAAGCCAAGAAAUCACUGAAAGCAUGGAUUUCGGUGCUGGCGUUGAUGUCAUAUUACCAUCACCAUCCUCACCUUCUCUUUCUAUCCAGAAACAGUUGGAAUCCAUGGGGACCAGAUCCCCCUCCCUGGAUUCCAGAACUGGUGAAAGCCAGGAAAGAACUGAUGAGUUAGCUUCUCAGCAUCUCCCUCUCUCUGACUUAGCCAAAUCCUUUCUCAAUCAGCAAUGGUUUGAGAUAAAAGAAAAAACUGAGGCCAUUCCAGGACUCGCAUCAGAUCAGGAUAUCACUGUUGCCAGCAGUGCUUUCAGCUUAACUCUGACAUCAUCUUCCAAUUUGGAGCAAAUAGACAGCUCUAGUGUGCCCUCCAGUGGCAGUCCCCAUGUCCUGGGCCACAAAGAUCCUGUCUCUUCAACACAAGAUCCUUCUAGAUUUGUGGCCACUACAGAGAAUUCCUCACCCCCCAAACAAAUAUCCCAUGAAAGCUACUCCUGGGGGGAGCAAAGUAGCAGAGAUAAAAACUCCAAAGCACUGCAAAACACUCAGCUGCGGGAGAGACGAGAAGAGGGUCUGGCCCACAAGGACAGGGAAUUGGAGGAUAGCCUGCUGGGACCCAGCUUUGAUCUGAACUUCAUUCCUCCGAACGCAGAGAAGCGCAUCAAGAAUUCAGAGCCCAGAAAUAUCCAAGGGACGUCUGUGACAUAUGUGGUGAUACCCAGUGUCCUGGGAAUCCUGCUAGCCCUGGGAGGCCUGCUGUUCUACUUGCAUAAAUCCAGGAUCCUAAGAAAGAGGCGGACACAACAGAUGGGAAAUAAUGUAGAAAGAACAGAAGAACAAAGGUCAUUGAGUGGAGGGGAGGGAUACUUGGAGUUGCAGAUUCAAAGGGAAGUAUGAGUUGCACUGUUCCCUCUGAAAUGAGAAACUGCCUGGGGUUUUGGACUGGAAGCCCCACUUUCAAAGUACAGAUCUGUUGCUAUUAUUGGGAGAAAUUGCACAAAGGAAACUCUGGAACUGAAGCCACAGCAGUACUUUUCCAGGAAGACUGUUUUUAUACUUUUUUUUUAAUGGGAAGGAAUUUAUCAGGAAAAUGGACGCUAUUUAUUUCCGGUAGCCAAGAUUGGUAUUCAUUAUACAAGUUGCCUUUUUUCUGCCAUUCAGCCAACAAACUGGAGCUUGAGAAAAGGAAGAUAGUCACUUGGACUGCAAAAUCCUGUGUGUGAUGGAGAUGGUCUACUAAGAACUACUGUGCCUAUUCCAUUCUGACAGGGAACAAAUGGCAUCCUCUUCAGAUCUAUUAGAUGUGGAUUCUGCAGUUCCAACAGCCAUGCUGAAGAACGUGAAUGAAAAUUGCCUCCUUACUUCUUUUAGAGCUUCUGGCCUCUCGAACUGCUGAAGACUUCAGGACUUCAGCCUCAUGCCAGCUAUUCAUUUUUAAGGCACUUUGUCCAUCUAUUAAGCUUUGUAGGUUGUAAAGUACAGUUCUACCAUCCAGUUAGGACUCCGCAUAAUAUAACAAACUGUUCAGUGAAACUUGCUAUCUACUUUUCCAGGAGCUUACAGUUUUAUUCCCAGGAUCCAGUUUUAACCCUAUCGUACAAAAUGAGAGAAGUUUUUAGCCUUAAAUUUUAAAUUUAAUAAAUAAAUAAAUAAAUAAAUAAAUAAAUAACUUAAUAAUAAAAUGGAUUUUAUUUAGUUUUUAGGACAAGCCAAUAAAUAAGUACCUUUCCAUACUACACAAGAUAAUGUGCUGGGUACUGGUUAGGAUGGUUUUAAAACAGAGCUGUGGCUUUUCCUUUUGUGUAUUAAUCUGUUUUAAUCAGUGAUAAAUGGAGGCU